Messenger RNA from Trematomus bernacchii (emerald rockcod), 1975 nucleotides. Its product is annotated as 5-hydroxytryptamine receptor 3A-like. The record is from RefSeq and is a predicted model, not a curated record. Gene Ontology annotation, molecular function: neurotransmitter receptor activity; extracellular ligand-gated monoatomic ion channel activity; transmembrane signaling receptor activity. Gene Ontology annotation, cellular component: synapse; membrane; neuron projection. Gene Ontology annotation, biological process: chemical synaptic transmission; nervous system process; regulation of membrane potential. Lineage: Eukaryota; Metazoa; Chordata; Actinopteri; Perciformes; Nototheniidae. Bases 87 to 1511 code for a protein of 474 amino acids. The transcript is spliced from 9 exons.
AAGUCUUCAUUUGAAGGAGCACACUGAUGACUUUUGUUUUGUAAUACGAGGCAUUUGUCAAGAUAACGGCUUAACCUUGACGGAAAAUGACAGAAGUGAAUUCUGCUGAGCUCAUCUUUAUCUGUUUCAUGCUGCUUCACGGUUUUGCAGCAGCAUUGAACUGCACCAGCCCUACACCUGAAUCCUUGUUUGGUGAACUUGAGAAGGAUCUAUUCCCUAAAAAACUACUGCGACCUGUUAAUAGUUUUUCAAGUCCACUUAACAUAACCAUUAGUAUCACUGUGGUGGGAAUAGUAGGAGUGGAGGAAAAAUCCCAAUCACUGACAACACUCAUAUGGCAAGUUCUGGAGUGGAAUAUAGAGGGACUGAGCUGGGAUGACAAGGAAUGUGGAACCUCAAGAGUCUCUGUCCCACGAGAGAAGCUUUGGAUCCCAGACAUCCACAUUGCAGAGUUCAUGACUGAGGACAAAUCUCACAAAACUCCCUAUGUCUACAUUAACAACACAGGUCAUGUAUUUGAUGAUAAACCGAUCGCAGUGAUCAGCUCCUGCAUAUUGAAUAUCUACAGUUUCCCCUUUGAUAUCCAAAACUGCUCACUGACCUUUGGAUCCUAUCUACACUUUAAUACAGACAUCAGGAUGGUUCAAGGCUCUUCAUCUGAAGAGAUCCUGAAGGAGUCCCUAGAGGUUUCGAAGACCAACGGGGAGUGGGCGCUCAUAGGGGUCCAUGUAAAUCCUGACGCCCAACUGGUGUUAAGUGAGGGAAGCUACUCAGAGAUCAAAUACUAUAUCAUUUUGAGACGUCGGCCAACCCUCUAUGUGGUGAACCUGCUGAUCCCCAGCUGCUUCCUCAUCACAGUGGACCUCUUCAGCUUCAUGCUGCCCCCCCACAGUGUGGACAGAUCCUCCUUCAAGAUGACCCUCAUCCUGGGAUACACCGUCUUCCUGCUCAUCAUGAAUGACCUGCUGCCAACCACUGGGGAGAUUACACCUCUCAUCAAUGUUUUCUUCUCCCUCAGUCUCGCUCUGAUGGUGGCCAGCCUGUUGGAGACGGUGUUGAUCACUUAUGUGCAUUUCAGCUCGAGUCAGUACAGUGCGGUCCCUCACUGGCUCAGUGUCAUCGUGCUGCGAUAUCUAGCUGUCGUUGUCUGUCUCCCUCCAAAGAAAAAGAGCAACAGAGUCACUGUCGUCCUCUCUCCUGCUAAAGAAAAAGAAAAGGAUUUCAGCUUCAACAACAUCUCAGCGAUUCAUCUUCAGCGCGCCCCUGGUGAAACAUCUCCAGAGAAACAGCCUGUGGAGCCGGCCCUGGAAGAACUGAGGAAGCUGAGCAGAGAUCUCUUGGCCAUCCGCUUCCAGGUGGACAAACACUUCCAGGGGAGCACCUCCUCUCAGGAAUGGCAAAUGAUCGGGAUAGUCAUCGACCGUCUGCUGUUCGGCUUGUACCUCGUCUUCAUCAUUGUCAGCUUCAUCACUAUUAUAUGUAUCUGGAGCAGGAGCAGCUAUACAGUAUGAUUAACCUUUUUUUUUGUACAGGCUAAAGACACAAACAUGGACAUAACAAUAACAUAUAGAAGAUGACAUUCCCAUCUCAGACAAAAACAAAACAAAAGCAGAAGAAAUAAAGAUACAGUCAGUAGGAUCACUUCAACAUUUCACAAACAAAAAUAGGUUGACAACCAAAUACCACCAAAAACAACAUGGCAAGCAUAUUUAUUGUUCCUUUAAUCCCACUCUUCGAUAGAGCUAAUUAUUUCCCAUUUCAUUGCGUGGUGAGCCACCCUUUGAUUUUUUGUAGCAAUCAUUUUUUCCAAAAAUAAAAUCUUUUCUACUGGAUUUACAACGUGUCACAUGUUCUGAAUUGACCAAUCAGAACUUUAUGUGGGCCGCGAAAAAAUGUUUGAUUCUAAAAGGUGGGGUAGGUAAUUCACUUCAGAAACACUUUUUGUUAUAUUCCAUGGAAUGCUCUUAACAUCCCG